Medicago truncatula (barrel medic) is the source of this 4081-nucleotide messenger RNA. Its product is annotated as PH, RCC1 and FYVE domains-containing protein 1. Gene Ontology annotation, molecular function: metal ion binding. NCBI's taxonomy places the organism in Eukaryota, Viridiplantae, Streptophyta, Magnoliopsida, Fabales, Fabaceae. The transcript is spliced from 10 exons. Bases 425 to 3778 code for a protein of 1117 amino acids. The record is from RefSeq and is a predicted model, not a curated record.
AGUUAUGCUUCUCAACCUAGUUUAUAUUUUUUAUCAUUGUUGUCGGUAACAUUCAAUUGUACUAUUUGAGGAAGAAUAAGAUCUGUAAUAUGCCGGUUUAAGAACCAAAAGUUAUAUGGAUUAGGAAGGAGUGCUACCAAGCCUUACUUAAUACACCAUCUGUAUCUUAGUUCAAUAUAUCAGCAACUUUCCACUAAACUGAUACUUCCUGCAUAGCACUGACAAUGUAGAUUAAAGCCAUAUAUGAUUGGUAGAUGUAUGAUAAGCAAACGUUAUACAAAAUCUAGGUGAGUUGGAUCUUAGGAGCUCACCAAGGUCAAGACAUGUAUUAAGGCUCAAAGAGUGUAGAUAGAGGUCACAUCACCUACUAAUAAAGAAGCGGGAGUUGAACCACGUCCUUACGGGAUGAGUUAGUUUCUCACCAAUGAAACCAUUUUUCAUUGAUUAUGGAAUGGCAGAUCCUGCUAGUAAUGGAGGUCUUGAGCGAGAUAUUGAACAAGCACUCGUUGUUUUAAAGAAAGGAUCUCAGUUAAUAAAGUACUGUCGAAAAGCCAAGCCAAAAGUUCGCCCUUUCAGACUCUCCUUGGAUGAAACAACACUAAUUUGGAUUUCUCAUAAAAAGGAAAGGACCCUAAAAUUAUCUUCGGUUUCACGGAUUAUUCCUGGACAAAGAACUGUUGUCUUUAGAAGAUAUUUGCAGCCUGAAAAGGAUUAUCUUUCAUUUUCGCUUGUUUAUAAUAACGGAGAGCGGACACUUGAUCUGAUAUGCAAGGACAAAGCUGAAGCCGAGGUAUGGUUUGCAGGGCUUAAGGCAUUAAUAUCCACUGGAAGGCAUAGUAGGCUUACUCGAAGUGAAUCAUCAUAUGAGGGUGUUGAUAUUAUUCCCAAUGGUCGCCCUUUCGGUGCAGUAUUAGAGAUUUCCACAAGCAUUGCUCGUGGUAGGGUCUCUACCGAUUCAUUGCCUUGUGAGUCUUCAUUGUAUUUCGCAAACCCAGAUGUGGGGUUAGAUCGUACAAAUAUGCAAGGAAGGACUAGUGUUGGAGAUGGUUUUCGGAUCAGUGUGUCAAGUACACCUAGCGUUUCAAGUUUAGGAUCAGGACCUGAUGACAUUGAGUCAUUAGGAGAUGUUUAUAUAUGGGGAGAAGUUUGGGCUGAUGCAGUUGCACCCGAUGGAAAUGGCACUCAGUUCCCUUCCACCACAGAUGUAUUGGUUCCUAAGCCCUUAGAGUCAAGUGUUGUUCUAGAUGUUCACCAGAUUGCGUCUGGCGUACGUCAUAUGGCUUUAGUUACUAGGCAAGGAGAAGUUUUCACAUGGGGCGAGGAAUCUGGUGGAAGACUAGGUCAUGGAAUCGAUAAAGAUUUCGGCCGACCUCAACUUGUUGAGUUUCUAGCAGUUACUAAUGUGGAGAGUGUUGCGUGCGGAGAGAAUCAUACUUGUGCUGUAUCUAUAUCAGAUGAACUAUUCUCAUGGGGUGACGGUAAAUAUAACGUUGGACUUCUCGGACAUGGCACCGAUGUUAGCCAUUGGGUACCAAAGAGGAUUAAUGGUCCUCUGGAAGGACUUCAAGUUAUAUCGAUAGCAUGUGGUACAUGGCAUUCAGCAUUGGCAACUUCUAAUGGAAAACUUUUCACCUUUGGUGAUGGAACAUUUGGUGUAUUAGGUCAUGGAAAUAGAGAAAGUGUGGCAUAUCCAAAAGAGGUACAAUUAUUAAGUGGAUUGAAGACUAUUACGGUUGCAUGCGGAGUAUGGCAUACUGCAGCAAUUGUAGAGGUUACUUUUCAAUCAGGUUCAAAUGUUUCGUCACGAAAGCUCUUCACUUGGGGAGACGGAGACAAAUAUCGAUUAGGACAUGGAAACAAGGAAACAUACCUUCAACCUACUUGUGUAUCAACACUCAUUGAAUAUAAUUUCCACCAGAUUGCAUGUGGACACACUAUGACUAUCGCUCUCACUACUUCUGGACAUCUAUUUACUAUGGGAGGCACUGAAUUUGGUCAACUAGGAAAUUCUUUAUCUGAUGGAAAAAUACCUAUACUAGUACAAGACGCAUUGGUGGGCGAAUUUGUCGAGGAAAUAUCAUGUGGAGCUCAUCAUGUUGCUGCUUUGACAUCUAGAAGUGAAUUAUAUACUUGGGGUAAAGGCGCAAAUGGAAGAUUAGGGCAUGGAGAUAUAGAUGAUAGAAAAUCACCAACAUUGGUGGAAGCCUUGAAAGAAAGGCAUGUCAAAAACAUUUCUUGUGGCUCAAGUUUCACUUCUUGCAUAUGCAUUCAUAAAUGGGUAUCUGGUGUCGAUCAAUCCACUUGCACCGGUUGCAGACAACCAUUCGGUUUUACUAGAAAAAGGCAUAAUUGUUAUAAUUGCGGAUUAGUGCAUUGUCAUGGUUGUAGUUCAAGAAAAGUUAUGAAAGCAGCAUUGGCUCCGACACCAGGAAAGCCUCAUCGCGUAUGUGAUUCUUGCUACACUAAGCUUAAAGCGGUUGAGGCAAAUGCGGCUUCGAAUCUUAACAGAAAAGUUACUAUUACACAACCUCGCAGUUCUAUUGAUGGAAGGGAUAGAUAUGGCCAAGGAGAAACAGUAAGGUCUACAAAAAUUCUUUUUCCUCCUUUCUCAGAACCACUAAAAUAUCUUGAAAUGAGGACUAAUAAGCUUGGGAAUUCUUCCAUGCUACCAACUUCUCAAAUUCCAUCAAUUGCACAAAUGAAAGACAUGUCAUUUCCAAGUUCAACUAGCUCGAUUCAAAAUGGUUUGAAGUAUCCUCUAGCUCCAAAUCCGCCUUCAACUCCACCUCUCAAUGCGAGAUCAGUAUCCCCAUAUGCAAGAAGACCAAGCCCGCCACGUUCUAGCAGUCCAGGAUUUUCAAGAAGUAUUAUUGAUAGUAUGAAGAAGACAAAUGAGCUUUUGAACCAACAAGUCUCAAAAUUGCAGAACCAAAAUCGAAGUUUGAAGCAGAAAAGUACCAUGGAAAUUCAGAAACUACAUAAAAACAUUAAGGAUGCCACCUCAUUGGCAGCAGAAGAAUCUUCUAAACAUAAAGCUACCAAAGAAUAUUUUGGUUCCAUGAUAGCUCAGUUGAAGGAAAUGGCUGAGCAAUUGCCACCAGAAGUUUUAGAGGGUGAAAAAUUUAGAAACAUGGUUAUUCAUGCUGAGAAUUUUCUAGAGGAAAAUCCAAAAUAUGAAACAUGUUCGGUAGCAUCAAACUUAGAAUCUGAGCAACAAAGCGAACCUGUUUCAAACAAUGGUAAACUUAAAGGAAAAAUAAUAGAAGAAAAUAAUAAUGAAGCUGCAGAAGUUAAUCCAUCUCAAGAUGUAGGAAAUGUCUUUCAAGAAAACAAUGGAUCAUCUUCAUCUAAUACUGAAGCAAGAGUGGCAUCACAAAGCUCUGAAAAUGAUUCAAGAACAUUAAACCCUUCAAGAUCAGUGAGAGAAGGAAACACACAAGUCGUCGACCAAUUUGAACCAGGCGUUUAUGUUACACUAAUAGUAAGGCCUGAUGGUAAAAGACUAUUCAAAAGUGUUAAAUUCAGUAAACGAAAGUUUCGUGAACAUCAAGCAGAAGAAUGGUGGACCUUAAACAAAGAUAGGGUGCAUGCGAGAUAUAGUCCACAAGCGACAAAUCCUGAAAAUGUAGCGUCAUCUAGCAGAACGCCACCACCUGCAAAUCAAGAAGAUGUUGCAUCAUCUAGCAGUAACCCACCACCUGCAAAUCAAGAAGAUGUAGCAUCAUCUAGCAGUAACCCGCCGCCAGCUGAAGAAAACAAUGAGGCCACACCUCCCUAAACUUAAAUCCCAGUCUUCAUAGGCAUCAUGUAGUUAAUUUCAUGAAAUGAUAAGGUAUAGAAGCGUCGUUUAAUUUACAUAGUGUAGUGAAAAUUGUAUGAUCAAGUCAGAUCAAUUCCAUAGUUUUGCAGCAUUCUACAAUCUAUCCAGUGAGGAUAGAAAUAGUAGUACGAGCGACGUAAUACUAGAUAUAGGAAAAUUUGUGUACUUUUUUUUUUUAAUCAAAACGAUUUGUUGUUUAUAACAAUGUUGUUCAUACACACACAUCAUUGGUGACUGUAUAAUAAGCUGUUUAAAAAUACA